Necator americanus (New World hookworm) is the source of this 819-nucleotide messenger RNA. RefSeq lists its product as uncharacterized. The record is from RefSeq and is a predicted model, not a curated record. Lineage: Eukaryota; Metazoa; Nematoda; Chromadorea; Rhabditida; Ancylostomatidae. The transcript has 2 exons. Bases 1 to 819 code for a protein of 272 amino acids.
AUGUCGGAUGUGUUGAACUCCUUCUCAGCUUGGGAGACCCUGCUGGAGGAUGAACCUCCGCUGUGCAUCGCAGUUCGACGCCCAGUGUCACCUCCACGCCACUAUGAGGCGGUAAACCGUUGUGGAGUGAAGGAAAGUAGCGCUUACGACAAUGACGAUGUAGCACCAACAAUUGGAAAAGGAAAAGUGAAAAAAGCGGACAUUCGUCCAAAUACAGCUGGAACAAAUAUGCAAUUGACAUCCCCUGAUAGUGCAGGAAAACUACAGCGAACACAAACGCUAUCUAAAGACGGAACUCCAGCAGGAAAGUCAAAUUUAAAUACCGCUCGAUUUCCAGCUAUACCUGUACCAUACAAGAAAAGUCAACCACAAAAACAAAUAGCAAAAUUAGCUACUGCUCGAAUCCCAGUUAUGCAUCUGCCAUGCAAGCAAAGUCAACCACAAAAACAAACAGCAAAAUUAGCUACUGCUCGAAUUCCAGUUGCACUUACGCCAUCUGCACCCAAGCAGGACCAACUACAAAAACAAACAAAUCAACAGGCGAUACAACAACCAACUGCCAAAUCUACGUCACCACUAGCCGCUAAACAGCAGUGUGCGCAAGUUGCUAACCGAGCUCGCAAGCCUCCGCUUGCCGUGAAUCCAGCACAACAACCGGUCGUUAAACAACAGGCACAGAAGCCGGUUCCACAAGUCAAACCAGUAGCACAAAAGCCGGCAGCCCAACAAGCACCAAAAAAACCGGUUCCAAAAAAACACGUGCCACAAAAAGAUGCCGACGAAAAAAAAGCGAUUCUCUCGGAUUACUUUCUCAGUUGA